AUGAAAGGACGCGCAAACAACAGACUCGCUCUGCGGCCAAAGAGUGCUUUUCCGACCCCCCAAUCUUCUCGAUUCACAACUCCAGCGUCUUCUGCUGUCGCAUCUGCCGUCAACUCAGCAUAUCCCUCCGAAGCCGAAGAUGAAGACGCCACCACCAGGAUAAAGCCCUUCCCAUUCCUCUCCCUCCCCUCCGAACUACGAAACAAGAUCUACUACAUGGUAUUUUCUGCUGCUCCAGCUGUAAUCGACCUCGAUCCCUCCACCCACAAGAUCUACCACCGCAUGCAGCUUUUCGCGCUCUUCAGAGUUUCCCGGCAGAUCCACCGCGAAGCCAAACACCACUUCUUCAGCACACACACCUUCCGCAUAUUCCCUACAUAUCCAGGUAAAUACUUCAAGACCAAGAGACCACUGCUUGCGCGCCUGCCGGCACAAUCUCGUGAGUCUAUCACAUCACUGCAAUUGCGCGUUGGCCCGGGUUGGAACAAUCCGCCCCAAGGAUGGGUUGUCAAUGAUGCUCUGGGAUUGAAGGAUUGCACGAGUGUUAGGACGCUUAAGGUUUUCGUGGAGUGCGAUCCUAGUGAUGCCAUCUUUGCUGGAUUCCGGAAGAGUGAGGGGUUCUACGAGCGUUUUUCUGCGAACUUGCUUGAGGCGGUACUGAAAGAAGUGCCCAGUAUCAAGGUCGUGGAAUUCGAUGCCUACACCUCUGUUUCUAGGACUGGAGAUAUGAUGUCUGGACUGGGCGCCGUGGUAUCGAAGUUUGAGAAGAUCGUGGCUUGGGGCGAGGAGCGCGGUUGGGAUAAGGAGAGUGAUCAGGUAUGGCUGGAUGCUAUUCUGAUGCAUGGUGGGGGCAGGUUGAGUAAGAGCAUUGCUGUUUUUGCGUGA
Cadophora gregata is the source of this 885-nucleotide messenger RNA. RefSeq lists its product as uncharacterized. NCBI's taxonomy places the organism in Eukaryota, Fungi, Ascomycota, Leotiomycetes, Helotiales, Ploettnerulaceae. The record is from RefSeq and is a predicted model, not a curated record. The coding region runs from base 1 to 885 and encodes 294 amino acids. The transcript has a single exon.